Messenger RNA from Penicillium antarcticum, 255 nucleotides. RefSeq lists its product as uncharacterized. The record is from RefSeq and is a predicted model, not a curated record. The transcript is spliced from 2 exons. Bases 1 to 255 code for a protein of 84 amino acids. Lineage: Eukaryota; Fungi; Ascomycota; Eurotiomycetes; Eurotiales; Aspergillaceae.
AUGGCUUUGUUCCAUGCGUCAGUGAAAUGGGUGGCGAAAGCUUUACACAUCAGCUUCGAACGAGGAACAACUUUGACCGUCCCUAACUCCGAAGCUACUUUGAAAGGCGUGAAAAAAGAAGCUAUUGCCAUGGUGUUUGGUUCUGAAAUACAGCAGGCAAUCGAAGAGAGCCGCAUUCAUUUGAGAGAGGUAGAGGAUGGAAAGCUGAGAAAUGUGCCAUCAUCAACCUAUCGCUUGGUCUGGUCCGAGGUUUAG